CCACUUACCUCAUCACCGGGCAGACAUCACACCAAGGGCCACUUACCUCAUCACCGGGCAGACAUCACACCAAGGGCCACUUACCUCAUCACCGGGCAGACAUCACACCAGGGCCACUUACCUCAUCACCGGGCAGGGGACAUCACAUCACACCAGGGGCCACUUACCUCUCAUCACACCGGGCAGACAUCACACCACCAGGGGCCACUUACCUCAUCACCGGGCAGACAUCACACCAGGGGCCACUUACCUCAUCACCGGGCACAUCACACCAGGGCCACUUACCUCAUCACCGGGCAGACAUCACACCAGGGCCACUUACCUCAUCACCGGGCAGACAUCACACCAGGGGCCACUUACCUCAUCACCUGGCAGACAUCACACCAGGGGCCACUUACCUUAUCACCGGGCAAACAUCACACCAAGGGGGGCCACUUACCGUAUCACCAGGCAGACAUCACACCAGGGGCCACUUACCUCACCACCGGGCAGACAUCACACCAGGGGCCACUUACCUCACCACCGGGCAGACAUCCCACCAGGGGCCACUUACCUUAUCACCGGGCAGACAUCACACCAGGGGCCACUUACCUCAUCACCGGGCAAACAUCACACCAGGGGCCACUUACCUCAUCAACGGGCAAACAUCACACCAGGGGCCACUUACCUUAUCACCAGGCAGGG
Pelobates cultripes (western spadefoot toad) is the source of this 684-nucleotide messenger RNA. The record is from the annotation of a GenBank genome assembly. NCBI's taxonomy places the organism in Eukaryota, Metazoa, Chordata, Amphibia, Anura, Pelobatidae.